GUUAACUCUCUUGUUGUUAAAAAAAGGGGAAACCCGCGAAAAUCCAAAGUACGAAAUAUUCUAACUAGGGAUAUCACCGAAUCGCCAAAAGUCACAUUACUAUAAGUAAAAGAAAUCUAUAAACCACAACAUGGGAUUUAACAAGGAAACAUUCAUGUUGGAUAUAAAGAGGACGUUUGAGAUACUUGAAUGUCCGUUCACAAUCAACAUGGAGUUAUCAUAUAUGGAAGAACUUUUGUUGCAUCAAAGUCCUCAACGAAUGAGAGUACUAGCCUGGGUGCUUUCCCUUAUUGAUGAAGAAAUAACCGAAAAGAUUGAAAAUUACGAAUCAAAUCGAGUAAACCCAUCGAAACUUAACAUUGAUGGUCGAGUACAACUUCUUACGGAGAUUUCAUCCGAUAUUCUUGGUCUUUGUCAUGAGAAAGACUAUGAUUUAAUCAGGGGUAAAGCAUCAGAUGAAACUCAACUUGAAUUUUGGAAAAAUCUUUUAGGUAUUGUAUUGACCGUUAAUGAAGAAAAAACAGACCCAAAUACAGCAAAGUUUGAAGAAGGAAACAUCAUACUUGAAGAAUUGUUAAUGAAUUGUAAUUUAAACGAAUUUGAAUAUUUAACAAACUUGCCUUUGAGUGUUGACUGCAAAGAUUCAAAACUAAAUGGAAAAACAACUUCCACAGAGGAAAUUGAAAAAACAGUUGUGGCUUUAGAAACACAAUUAGAGGAACAUAAGGCACUUUUGAAUAAAUAUAUUGCAGAGAAUCCUAAUCACCUUGAAAAUAAUCAGUGUGGUUCAUUGAUGAAAAAAUUGACGUGUUCAGUUCAAGUUCUGCUUGGAGAUCUUGCGCAACUACAAACAACGUACCAACAAACUCAUGACAUUAAUUAUGAAACUUACUGCAGAAAAUCGACACUUAAAUUCACACGCUUGGGGGACACAAUGCAUCAUCUACAGCGAAAAGUGGAAACUUUUCUAAAGAUGAUGAGUGAAAUGAAAGAAAUGCAAAGAAAACAUGAAAAUGUUACAACAGAACUUUUACCAGCUACUAAUGUCACCUGAAAAUCGGUACAUGAGCUUUGACCAAACUACUCACUUUUUCUUCUGUUUAUUCAAUGUACAGUUUAAUCUUCUUGUGCGAUUGAAAAUUUAAUAAAAAAAUUAUGGAUCUGAAAUGUAA
This is a messenger RNA of Ciona intestinalis (vase tunicate), 1172 nucleotides long. NCBI's taxonomy places the organism in Eukaryota, Metazoa, Chordata, Ascidiacea, Phlebobranchia, Cionidae. The record is from RefSeq and is a predicted model, not a curated record.